This is a messenger RNA of Rubroshorea leprosula, 505 nucleotides long. NCBI's taxonomy places the organism in Eukaryota, Viridiplantae, Streptophyta, Magnoliopsida, Malvales, Dipterocarpaceae. The record is from the annotation of a GenBank genome assembly.
UAUCUGAAGAAUAUCAUAUACUUGUUUCAGGUUGUACCCCCAGAUCAAGCACGUACAAUCUACAAGGCGUUGAAGGAAAAGGGUUUGCCUGUUGCAUUGGUUGAGUAUGAGGGAGAACAGCAUGGUUUUCGCAAGGCUGAGAACAUUCAGUUCACACUGGAACAACAAAUGGUGUUUUUCGCACGUUUGAUCGGGCACUUCAAUGUCGCAGAUCCAAUUACUCCAAUCAAAAUCGACAACUUUGACUGAGGUAUUUUGUUCUGGGGAUUCCAGUUUGUUUACAAGGUUCUGAUGGCAUGUGGAUGGAUAUCUUGCCUUAUGGAUUUACUCUUGUAAUAUCACUGUCCCAAAAAGAGCAUGUACACUAUUGUUUUCUUAUUCCUACUUGCUCAGAAAAGCUUUAUCCUGGCAUUAUAAGAUGAAAGUAGUUAGUUUUUACUCUUAUUCCUGAUACUGUGUUAAUAUUUCUAUAUCAUAUCUAUUGAAAUAACACUUACUCUAGCAU